GUGGAAGGGGCUAACAGCGGGCCUGUUAGCUAAAGGAGCAAGAAGAAGCUGAGAAGAAAGAAGAAGCUGAUAAGGACCUCUCUCCAAGGCUGUAACCAAGGAGACCAAGAGAAUUGAGGGACUGAAGAAAGAUAAGAACUUCGCAGCUGCAUGAAGUAUAUUUAGAAAGUUAGUUAAGUCACUGUAACUUUUCACCAAUGGUGUUAUGUUGAUUUAUUGUAUCCAAUAGUUAGGGUAGAAGAAGCAUAAACAAUUAAAAAGUGUAUAAAAGGUCAGCCAUGUUCAAUAAUAAACUGUUGCCAUCUGAAACUGCUUGUGGUCCCUGCUUUGUGUCGUGACCGCCUCAACAACGACAUUUGGUGAUCCCUGACGUGAUACAAGACCCUUAACAAGAUACUCGGGAUCCUAGCAAUUGGCAACCGUGACCCACUGGGACGUAGUGGGGGAGGCGGCGUUGGUGUAGCUGAGAGUGGCCGGUGAAAGCCACAGGGAGGUCCGGACCUGAUUUUCUCCUAUCAAGACACCUGGAAUUAGGUGAGCCACCAACUAGCGAUAAUGGGAAAUAAUUUAUCUAAAGAGGAAGAAAGUGUUUUGGCUACAUGGAAAGUUUUGUUAAGAAAUAAGGGAAUCUUUACUUCAGACUAUGCCCUUCAAAGUUUAUUGCUGUGGGCUAAAUCACAGGGUUUUGGCACGGACCCUGGUACAGCAUAUAGUGUUAAGGCAUGGAAAAAAGUCGGGGACAGACUGUGGGAAGUUAUCCGAGCGGGAGAUAAAAGUGUUGUCGAUCUAGCUGUUACCUGGGGAUCACUCUUUGAGGCAUUGAAACAAUGGAAAACAGAGCAGAAACAAGCAGAGCGGGAUGUGGACGAAGAAUCGGGGUUGACAAUAGAAACUGACGGGGGGGAUGAGGCAGACGGGGCCUCUGAUGGGGAACUUGCUGAAACUGUCCUUGAAGAAGGUGCAGGUGCUGUGGAAGUUGCCAGGCAGGCUACCAAGGCUUCCGGGAAAGCUGCCAGAGUUUCUAGGCCAGCUGCCAAAGCUUCUGGGAAAGCUGCCAAAACUUCUGGGAAAGCUGCCAAAGCUUCUGGGAGAACUGCCAAAACUUCUGGGCAAACUGCUGUGGCAUCUCCUUAUCAGACUCCUAAACCUCUGUAUCUCACACCUGCGCAGCAGCUCGCGAUGGUGCCUGUAUACGAUACACCGCUACGCCAGCUAGCUGAACUGUCUUUAGCAGAGAGAGAAACCCAGCCAUCUGCCCCCCCGCUUCCCUCUGCUCUAGUCCAGCCAUCUGCCCCCCCGCUUCGCUUUCAACUGCAUGAACAGUCUGCAAGGUCGUAUCCUCCGUUACCUAGCAGUGACAGCGAAUCAAGUGACGAGUCACCCGCAGUAACACCUGAGUUGGGGCAAGGAACUCUUGUCAGUUUACCUUUUAAUAGCUCUAGCCCUACUGCCCCAUGGACUUUGCCUCCAUGUCAAGUAACUGUGCUUCCUCGACAUCCUCAGGAGUUUUGGGAAUUUGUUAGAAAAAAAGCAGUUGAAGAAAAUAAUUGGGACAUAAUAGAAAGAUUAGGUCCUCCAAAAGUACCUCAGGAGAAGAGUGCUGAUGUAAUUGCUGCCUGUACUAACCCUAUGGCUUUUCCAGUUUUUAAAGCAGCUCCUGGAACAAGGCAGGAUGACAGUCAUCAUGUCUUUGCCUAGAGUUGUACAAGAUCUCCAGUCGAAGAUCUCGGAAAACAGCUCCAGGACUUUAUGAGCUUUUUGCAGAUAUUAUCAUCAAGGGCCGCAGGCGUUGUCAUGAAAUUUUGGGACACGACCCUGUGACCAUUGUGAUACCUGUGCAACAGUG
This is a messenger RNA of Passer domesticus (house sparrow), 1846 nucleotides long. RefSeq lists its product as uncharacterized. Lineage: Eukaryota; Metazoa; Chordata; Aves; Passeriformes; Passeridae. The record is from RefSeq and is a predicted model, not a curated record. The transcript is spliced from 2 exons. The coding region runs from base 556 to 1698 and encodes 380 amino acids.